UUACAUUGGCCGCCGAUUUAUGAUUUGGUUGAUCGUGUCGCCUCUCCGGCCGAGGAUCAGCCCCCUCUCGGUCUGAUACAGGAAUGAAACCGCCACACACACAUGUGUGCACGUAUAACUCAGGUAUCAGAAUGUAUUUGCUCACCGGCGAGUUCAUCUUGAAUUUCUCGCGGACGAGCUUGCCGGGCCUUGGCGGGUUUGCCGGCAGAUGGCCGAUGACUUCAUCGAUGCUCUGGCCCGCCGCCAGGGACUUGAGGGUGCGAUCAAACUCGUGCAUCAUCCGGGCGCGCAUCUGAAGAGGAGCAUCAGAGGCAGAGACAUGUGCGUGUGCAUUCAUCUGUGGCUCCAUGCAAUCGUCUGUAUACCUGCGGCUUCACCGUGUACAUGCGGUCGGUCUCUAUCGGGUCCUCGACCCACAUGUCCUGAAGAGGCAGGGGAACUUCUCGCUCGCAUCAAAGCAGGCCGUUUGUCCAUUCAUUUUGUUGCUGUGUACCUCGGGGUGGUCAGUGUAGUCCGUCUCCCUAUCGUCGGCCCUCUGUGAUGUCUGCACACGCACAUGCCAAAUGCCGUGAUGUGGUCUCCCCUCUCUCCUUCUCAUGUCACCUACACUGGCGCUGUCUGUGUUGAUGUAUUUCCUCUGUCGUCGGUGUCGCUGCAGGUAUUCUUCCUUGGUGACGACGUCGGGGGCCAGGCGGAUGGCGACGACGUAUUUGCGGAAAUCGAACUGCUCCUUGUAGAAACUAAACAAGACAGAAUCAAAGGAGAGAAGGUACAGAAGCAGGGUUUUGGGCCGUGUCUCCAUCCCUCCCUCCAUCUCCCUGUGUGUGCACAUGUGAAGCUUAUUUACCUAAAAAACUCAUACAUGAGCUGGGGCAGCUCGAGAUUCGCGCCGUUGGCGGCGUAGGGGUUCAGCCGUCGCCUGACACACACACAUACAUGAGCUCGAUAAGUGUCUAAGCGGAAAUCCUGUCUACGGCUCAAUUCACCUGAAUUUCCUUCUUCCCUCCAGCUCCCGUCUUGCCUCCUUGGUCUGCUGGCUGACCUCGUUGUCGCUGUCGCUGUCGUCCAU
This is a messenger RNA of Vitrella brassicaformis, 1069 nucleotides long. Lineage: Eukaryota; Vitrellaceae. The record is from the annotation of a GenBank genome assembly.